AUGGCAGAUGAAAUGCCUGAAGUUGACUAAUUAAUUUAUAAAUCAAGGAAUUUAGGAAAGAAUUGGAUAAGAGAAAUUAAAAUUGUCUCCUUUAUAAUUUUGAUGAUUGUUUUUGUAUUAUUAGAGUUAACAAUAAAUGGAAAAUGCUUAUUAACUCGAGAUAAAUGGAUGUUUUUAAUGAUUGAUUGCAUCAUGUAUUUAGGGGUUUUUGCGAUUAGCGUCAAAGAAAUAAAAAUUUAGAACCAAAAAAAAAACAAAAAAUAAUAAAUGUAAAUUAGAUUAAGGGCUUUAAAUUGCAAAAGCCUUCGUAUCUAUCUAUGUUUUAUAUUGACAAUAUUAUUACUCUGCAUCAUUCAUUUGGGAGUGCAAAUAUAUUUUUUUACUUUUCAAUUUUGUUAAGAGUGCUUUUACUAUAAAGGGAGUUUCAAGGAUACUAAAGAUUUUGAAUUUUGCAAGAUACUAUUAUUUAUUGUAUUCAUUAUAAUUGAGAUUAUUACAAUAUUCUUUUUAGUUUGGAUCGUGAAGGAAAAUUGGAAAGCGAUGAGGAAGCCUGAGAAAUUUAGAAGAAGUCGAGUAGAAAUUGGUUAUUCUGAUGAUAUUGUACUAAAAAUCAAUUCUUGA
This is a messenger RNA of Paramecium tetraurelia, 621 nucleotides long. RefSeq lists its product as uncharacterized. The transcript has a single exon. The record is from RefSeq and is a predicted model, not a curated record. NCBI's taxonomy places the organism in Eukaryota, Ciliophora, Oligohymenophorea, Peniculida, Parameciidae.